CAGGUCGGACGAUCUCACGUGAAUCCGCGCGCUCGCCCAAGAUCGGCGCAGAGCAAGACGAACGCCACGCGAGCCGGAGAGAAACAAGGCGGCCCAGUGGACAGGAGACCCAAAGGACAGAGCGCGAAAGAAGGGGGCGCCGGGGGGGCAACGGACAAAGCGCCAGCCGGAUUUAAGGAGUGACGCGAUGCCUCCGCCCCGGCCGGUCCCCAAACCGAGAGCCCGCUACGCGAGGGACAACCUGGGCUCCGCCUCCCCGCCGGACGGAGGAAAUCAGACGCUUUCCGACGGAGAUCAGUUUGGCAAGGAUGAAGACGCCGGGUCGCCUGUCGACGUUCCAUACGGGGAGGCGGUCAUCGGCGACUCGACCCCCUCGCCUCCCCCAUCCAUACGCAGCAUCGCUAGCGACAUCGCUCAGUGCAUCCCUAGCUUAGCCGGGGCGGCGAGCGCCAUCUCCCACCCCCCCGCCGCCGCUCCUCCUCCAAGCUCCUCGGGCACGCCGCCCGCCAACUUGGCCGCCGUGGUUAGCUCCCUGUCAAACAUCCCCAGCUUAGCGGGUAUGCUUAGCCUGGCGUCCCAAUCCGCCAAAGCCGUCCGCCCUUCGACAUCGGACGAUGCCGUCGUCGCGGACUCGCCGACACCAGCGGAGGGCCAGACAGGACUGGCGGGACCGGCUCACGAGGAAGAGGACGACGAUCUCUACAUCACCGUGUUGGAAAGUUGGGAGGACGACGCGGAUUCCGACUCGUCCGCCGAGGAGGACCUGUACCAAAAGUGGCCCUGCUCCUCGCCCGCCAACGGUCCCGCGAGAGGAGACCUCGUCGACAACCUGCUCAAUCGCUCGGCGAGCGUGACGCCUCCUCGGCCGGCCGCCCCGCCCCCGUUCCACGUGGCCCAAUCGGCAAAGAGCGGCAAGCCUUCCAAAGCAAAGACGCCAAGCGCGGCGACCAUCCGAGUGUCGAGAAAGAAAGGACACGGGCCGCCCGCCGAGCCGCAAAGCGCGGUGGUCCGAGCCAGCUGGUUGGACGUCUGGAAAGGCUUCAGACACAACGUCUUUUGGGCCACGCUGGACGGGCAGUUGAUGUCUCUGUGGAAAAAGCGCACGGACCAGUUCAGCGAGGUUCUCUUCCACGUGUCCAGCAUCACCAACGUGAAGAAACAGGAGAGGGGAAGGUUCUCCGUCUAUUUCAAGAAGAAGCAUUACGACUUCAUGGCUCACAGCGACGACGUUCAGGACGGCUGGGUGCGCUCUCUGCUGGCGUCGCGGGGCCGGCCCGGUCCCGCCGGCCCGGACCUCCACGGGGCCAUCACGGUCAAGGACCCCAAGAGCCACUUCUACGCCGCCGUCUGGGGCCACGACUUCUGGAUUUACCAGAACAAAGACGGCUUCCAACUGGGCGUGGCCUGCUACAGCAUCCCCCUCAACCUGGCCACCGUCCGCAGCGCCGGCAAACACUCCUUCACCCUCGCCACGCCCUUCCGGAGCUUCAGUCUGUCGGUGGAUUCGUCCAAGGAUCUGUCCGCCUGGCUGGCGGCGUUGUCCUCGUCCAUCGGCAGCGCCCUGUCCUGCAACCAGGUGGCCGCGCGCCUGUGGAAGAACCCGUCCAACCGGCGGUGCGCCGACUGCGGCGCCGCCGACCCCGAGUGGGCGGCGGUCAACCUGCUGCUCGUCAUCUGUCACAGCUGCGCGGGGCAGCACCGAGCUCUGGGCGGCGCCGUGUCCAAGGUCCGCAGCCUCAAGAUGGACAACAAGGUGUGGACGGAACCGCUGGUCCAGCUGUUUGUUGCCCACGGUAACCGUCUGGCCAACCAGGUGUGGGCCCCCCUGAUACCCGCCGCCGAGAAGAUCGCUCCGGAGGCCUCUGACGAGAGCAGGUCAAAGUUCAUUCAGGAUAAAUAUAGCAAGGGGCGCUACCGACGAGUACACGCCCUGGCGUCCUCGGCCGAGGCGAUGCAGCAGAGGCUGCGAGAAGUCGUUUGCGGCGGCGACGUGGAAGAAACCUUCUGGCUCAUCUGCUCGGGGUCAAAGGUGUGUCAAACCGACCCCCUGACCCCCUCCCCCAUCCAGCUGGCUGAGAGAGCGGGGCAAGCCUUGCAGGCCGAGCUACUCAGACUCAAUGAGUACACAGAGGUUCCGCCCUACUUGCCCAAAUUGGCACAUAGGAGAGCGGAGUCCAGCAGCUCAGGAGACGAAGACGAGGAGCUUCACGGCAAGCUGGAAGAAGAUCGUUUCCUCUUCUCGGUGGAAAACGACUCGGCGGCCUGCGACGUGCUCGACUUGCGGGAGGUUUUGUCGCUUUUCCGAAACGACGGGGCCACUUUUCAGUUUGAGUUGAUCACGGUGGACAAUCGGCUCAUUUGCGUGGCCGACAGUGAGGACGAACUGCUCAUUCACCUGGUGCACAUCCUCAAGGUGAUCCUCCCGGCCGGCGUGUCGUACGCGGAGGUGUGCGGGGCGGUGGGGGUGAGCAAAGUGCGCGUGCUGGAAGACGGCGGCGUCCCGGACAACUCGGAGGCUUGGCUGCUGCUGUGGGACGGCGGCGUCAGCGUCCAUCGCGUCGGCCGAGACGCCGAGCGCAACUUCAAGGUGGACCUGAGCGCGCUCCGUCACCACGAAAGAGACCCGUCGGGAGACCUCGUCACCGUGGUCCUCGGAAACAGGCGGGUGGCGCUGCACUUUGACGAGCACGAGAGCUGCGGCAGAUGGUACCGCCUCCUGCGGGACGCCGCCGCUCUGGAAUCUCCCGUCGGCUCCGACCCGCCGAGCCGUCUCAAGGAGACCGCGGACUCGGUGCCGCUCGCCGUCCGGCGCUGCGUCCAACACGUCGAGAGCUACGGUCUGAAGGUGGAGGGCGUUUACCGGCGCUGCGGCCUGGCCUCCAAAGUGUCCCGGCUGGCGGAGGCCCUCCUGCGCUCCCCGGCGUCCGCCCCGCUGGAGUCGGACGAACAGGGCGCGCUGGACGCCGCCGCCGCCCUCAAGCAGUACGUCCGGCAACAGGAAGCGCAACUCUUUCCCGAGAGCGAGCGCAAGGACUGGACGCGCGCCGCCGCCAUUUCAGAUGAGCGCGGCAGGUUGUGCGCCUACCGCCGCUUGCUCCGGCAGCUGCCCCCCGCCAGGCGAGCCACGCUCGACGCCUUGUUUGAACACUUCCACACGGUCCAGACGUUCUCCGGGGUCAACAAGAUGUCGGCCCACAACCUGGCCCUGGUUCUGGUUCCGUCGCUCUUCCGCAGUCUGAACAGCGACCUGCUCAAGCUCACCCGCGAGUUGGUCCUCUACCACCCGCGGCUCUUCCCGACGCACAAGGAGGAGUUCGAGUUGGAGGAGGAGAAGGAGGAGGAGAUCACCGUCCUCUGAACAACUGGAACGAGAAGAGACGCCUCGUUGAGCAAGACGAGCCCAAAGGUCCGCCGAGCGCCCUCUGCUGGCGAACAACGCUCAAGCUUCAUCGCUUGGCUUUGAGCGGCCUUGAAUUUGCAUGUUUUGCCUUGCUCAAGAAUCCACAAGUUCUUUCCUUGAAAA
Hippocampus zosterae (dwarf seahorse) is the source of this 3523-nucleotide messenger RNA. RefSeq names its product arf-GAP with Rho-GAP domain, ANK repeat and PH domain-containing protein 1. NCBI's taxonomy places the organism in Eukaryota, Metazoa, Chordata, Actinopteri, Syngnathiformes, Syngnathidae. Gene Ontology annotation, molecular function: GTPase activator activity. Bases 188 to 3358 code for a protein of 1056 amino acids. The record is from RefSeq and is a predicted model, not a curated record. The transcript is spliced from 26 exons. Gene Ontology annotation, biological process: signal transduction.